This is a messenger RNA of Plasmodium vivax (malaria parasite P. vivax), 1488 nucleotides long. RefSeq names its product variable surface protein Vir18, putative. The record is from RefSeq and is a predicted model, not a curated record. NCBI's taxonomy places the organism in Eukaryota, Apicomplexa, Aconoidasida, Haemosporida, Plasmodiidae. The transcript is spliced from 2 exons. The coding region runs from base 1 to 1488 and encodes 495 amino acids.
AUGGCAUGGUUUUCGCAGUUAACUAAUAGGGUUGCUCAGAUGUACAAAACAUUCCAAGGUGCUGGAUGCACGAGUGAUUAUCAUAGAGCAAAAACUGAAAUUGAACAGAAAAUUGACGAUCUUUAUAAAGUACCAAGACAGUUCUGUAAAAAGUGCAAAGACCUAAAAAAAAAUAUAGAUCAAAAAAAUACAGAAUUACAGCGAUGUUAUAAUUCAUCGAAACUAAUAUCAAUUGUAAGCACUGAUAAUAUAAAAAAUUUUAUAAAAGCUUGUCCUGAUUUUAAUUGUCGUAACCCUACCAUAACUCAUAAUAAACCUGUUAAAUUAAAUCAACGAAAUGAAAAUCCCUGUAGCGUAGGUGGGAGAUGUACAGAAAAAGUAGCUCCCCCCAAAGCACAAAAAGAUAAACCAUCACCAGCAUUAGGUGUAGAAAACUCUAAAGCUAAAAGUCUAGGAGGAAAAGCUUCCCUAGAUCAAGAUCAACGCCAUUCUGUUGCAGAUGUAAAUGCACUAUCUCGACCCCAAACAAAGGCUUCUGAUAGUUAUCUUGGUACUGAACAUGAAGUGUCUGAAACAACAGUUAAUCAUCCUUCUGGUAAACCUGAAAGCUUAGUUUUGCAGGCACAACCCUUAUCCGUCCAAUCUACUUCACCAAGCAGUGAAUUAAAUAUUUCUUCUAGUGCAUUUUCAUCGCAAAGUACCUUGACUGGCGAUUCUGUUUCAAGUAGCAAUUCCCAAGUAGAGCGUUUAACCAAUGGUACUUCUGAAGAGAAUCAAGUUGUCGAUCGAAAUGUACGUGAUAAUCAAGCUCAAGAACAUUUUGUUGAUGUUGAAAGUUCUAUUCUUGAAGUUCCUGUUGAAAAUACUGCUACAGUUAGAGAACAUAUUAAUGGAGAUAUUCUUAAACAAGAUAUGGAUAAAGAAGUUGCUAGUAACAAGGGAUUUAUUACUGUGUCUCCUGACGGGUUAGCUUCUAGUUAUGGAGUUGUUGGUGUUCAAGAUGGAAGUGGCACAGGUGAUGGUGGUAUAACUGCUCAUACUUUAAAUUCAGAUAGUGGAGGCGAUAAUUAUGAUACUAAGCGUAAUGAAAUUGGUGUUCAUACUAAGAUUCCUGAUUUUAAAGCAGCUGGUGAUGAACCACGUAGCAAUGAACAUUCAUAUAUUGGACAUACUUAUAGCACAGAAAAAGGUAAUGAAUUAACUAAUGACAAAUCAGAUAUAUUUGGUAAAAUUUUCGAAGUAAUAUCAAAUAAAGAUCAUAUCAUACAGGCUUCAGCACCCAUGGGAAUUGUUAUGUUAUUGGGCCUUCUUUUUAAAUUCACUCCUUUGUGGAGGGUUCUUACUAAAAAGAAUAGGAAGAAAGGAGCAGGUAUCAAUGAAGAAUUGAAUAGUGUAUUACAAGAACCUUCAAUUAUGGAUGACGAAAGAAGUAUCCCAUUUUCAUAUGGUGCUUUUGAAUAUUCAACAUUUGAUCAAAAUGUAUAUUAA